This is a messenger RNA of Ylistrum balloti, 3288 nucleotides long. RefSeq names its product baculoviral IAP repeat-containing protein 6-like. The transcript is spliced from 33 exons. Gene Ontology annotation, molecular function: cysteine-type endopeptidase inhibitor activity; ubiquitin conjugating enzyme activity. Gene Ontology annotation, biological process: negative regulation of apoptotic process. Gene Ontology annotation, cellular component: nucleus. The coding region runs from base 1 to 2850 and encodes 949 amino acids. The record is from RefSeq and is a predicted model, not a curated record. NCBI's taxonomy places the organism in Eukaryota, Metazoa, Mollusca, Bivalvia, Pectinida, Pectinidae.
AUGACAUCUGAAAAUGAGAAGAAAUACACAGAUUUCCUUGUACAGGAAUUCGAGGAAUGGCAGAAAGAUGAAGAUUCAGACAUUGUGUUUCUUUUAGAGGCUACAGCGAAGGACAAUGGUGAAGCAUUUCUGAAUCUGUUGUUGGCUUGUGAACACGAAUUCAAACUCCUUGUCCCUAUAGGUUAUCCUGACUAUGAAGAUAAUUUCUUUGUGGAAUCUGACCCAAUCAUUAAGGAUUGGAGCUCGGCUUUCAAUGAGUUCCUCCUGGAUACAUGCCAGAAGUUAAGUUUACGGGAUGUUCUGAACAAAGCUGUGAGUCUACACAUGGAGGAGAAAUGUCGUGGUAACAAUAGCCCAGUCUCAUCAGAGGAGGAAUUCAGUGAUGAAGCGAGAAUGGAAGAAGAUGAUGAAGAGGAGAUGAUCUUGGCUGAUGAUGAUGCCUUUACAACAGAAUGGGAUUUACACCUGGCACGGAAAAAGAAACGAUGGGCCCAGAAGGAAGCUCAGAUCAGACAGGAGAUGGAGCAAGCUAGCACUUCCCCAGCUGGUGCUACGAUGGGUCCUAGUAUGGACAAGAAAACAUCCAAACAGAUCUUCACCAGUAAUGCUGCGGCAGGCAUUCUCACUAAUGACCUCGUCAAGAUCAUGGAGGGUGAACAGGAAGUUGGAUUCACAGCCGAGCCAAUUGAUGAUAAUAUCUAUAAUUGGAGGGUGAAGAUCUUCAAUUUUGCAGAAAGUGAUUUAGCGAAUGACCUGAGAGAAAUUAAGGAGAAGUUUGGGUACAACUACAUUGAACUGGAAAUGACCUUCGAGAUUGACCUUUAUCCAUUUUACCCUCCACUCGUCAAGGUCAUGAGACCAAGGUUACAGGGUUCUAUGAUGCAGAGAGUGACAAACAUGGAGCUGCUAAAACUUUCCUAUUGGUGUCCAACAAAGGACAUGAAAACUGUUAUACAGGAGAUCAAAACCUUCCUUCAACAAUGGGCAAGACUUGAAGUGGACAGUGAAAGGAAUGAUCUAAAACGAUAUCCUCAUGGAGCAUACUUAGAAAUGGAGCACCACCUUCUUACUCUGGCCUUGGUUAGUGAGGUUGUGCCCCGUGUAAACCAGCGAUACCAGCUAAAUGUAGAUGGACUGAAGACCUCCCCUGUUUCUAUGAAUGAGAAGAAACUGGCUAAGAAUGAGCUGGAAUACUGGGCUAAGGGUAUUGGUUAUGGGCAUCAGUUUCGGCCAGAAUGGGACAUCAAUGCUUACAUCGCAGCCCAGAAAGAAAAAGACAACAAGAUAGAAGAUGCUCUUCACAAAAUCCUGAUGGAGUUUAAGGUCCUCUACGCUAAUCACGCCCCUCAGCUCAAGCCACGCCCCCCAGGGCAGCCAGAUCCAAAUGUAGCCACCCCAGAUACCGGACAGUCCAUAGACCCGGUCCAGGAUAUGUACUCUGUAGUUGAGGGGUCAGCAGUCAUUCCCUUCAUGGAGCAAUACCUGAGAGCCGAUUCCUUCCUAGAGAUUUGUAGACAUUCAGAAGUGUAUAAAUUCAUCGUAGAUAUUAUCAAAGAAAUUGCUCGUCAGCGACAGUUACUUCCCCUUUUGUGCUCCCUGUCAAACCAGACAAUGUCUAUAUAUCAACUAUUGGAACAACUGGAGAAAAAGGCCUCUCUUAUCCUGAAGCACAUGUGUAAGGCAGGAAAUGGGAGUGUUCCCCGCCCUCAGACAAGCACGGCUCCUGAACAAGACACUAAUGCUACACCUUUCAAUAUACUACCUAACUGCUUCAGUCGUUGUCGUGGCUCCAGCUCUUCUUGUUCAGCACUCGGAACAGAUGCAGAACUAGCAGAGGAAAAAUUGGCCAGAGAAUUUGUGAUACUUUUCAACAAUGUGAAAGAUGUGAUGGCGAUGCAUGGCUUAUCUCCCGAUGGAGAACAGUGUAGUCCAACCGCAUCAGCGCGACAGAUGUCCAUCUCGUCAAAUGAGGGAGGCACCUCUGUAAUGGAUAUCAGCGUCCAAGUAGACAAGCUUGACCCAACAGAAGUCCAGUACAAACAAGUCUUAAGAAAUGUACAGUUUUACAGUACAGAGUUUUCAUUAGACGGAUAUUGGGCCCACCAUUAUGCAAGUCAGUUUAAAACGGCUCAGACUUCCCGACAAAACCAGAUUUUCCGAAUUGCCCAAGAACUUUCCUCUUUAUCUUCGUCAUUGCCUUUAGAUUGGUCAUCAGCCAUCUUUGUGCGAAGUGAUGAUGACAAACUGACAUUGAUGAAAGCACUUAUAACAGGCCCUGAGGGAACACCAUACUCUGGAGGUUGUUACAUAUUUGAUAUUUACUUUCCUCCAGCCUACCCCAAGUCCCCUCCCCUCGUAAACCUACAGACCACAGGCUCAGGAAAAGUUCGCUUCAACCCUAAUCUUUAUGCAUGUGGAAAGGUGUGUUUGUCAUUACUGGGAACCUGGGAGGGACAGAAAGGGGAACAGUGGAAUGAGAAGACCUCUACUGUACUACAGGUGCUUGUGUCCAUCCAAUCUCUCAUCUUAGUGCAAGAUCCUUAUUUUAAUGAACCUGGCUUUGAGUUGGAGAUUGGGACAGAGGGAGGCAAGAAGCACAGUGAUGAAUAUAAUGCUGAUUGUUGCUACAACAAUAUUAAAUAUGCUAUGAUAGGCCAACUGCAGAAUCCACCACCAGAGUUUGCUGAUGUCAUCAAAACACAUUUUUACCACAAAAAGAAAAAGAUUUUAGAGGAGGUGGAGAGCUGGGCAAACAAGUACUCGAAUCGGCGUCUUGGUGGUCUCUUACCAAGUCUGAAACAGGAACUGAAGAAACUACAUCCACCCCCUACCAUGAAUGGACCCUCCUGAAACCUUGUUACACUUACUUACUUAUAUGAACAAUGGACCAACCAUUGCAAUGCAAACUGCAUCAUUCAUUUCCAUUUUGGCUAAAUCUGUGAUUAUUCUGUACCUACUGUAAUAAAUUACAGAAUAUUUAUACCUAGCAGAUAGUUACAAGUGUGAUAAUCAGGCCUAUCUAGCAGAUUGUUUAAUGAAUCAGGCCUAUCUAGCAGAUUGUUACAAGUGUGAUAAUCAAGCCUAUCUAGCAGAUUGUUUAACGAAUCAGGCCUAUCUAGCAGAUUGUUUAACAAAUCAGGCCUAUCUAGCAGAUUGUUACAAGUGUGAUAAUCAGGCCUAUCUAGCAGAUUGUUACAAGUGUGAUAAUCAAGCCUAUCUAGCAGAUUGUUUAACGAAUCAGGCCUAUCUAGCAGAUUGUUACAAGUGUAAUAAUCAGGCCUAUCUAGC